Molecule: messenger RNA, 2623 nt
Organism: Motacilla alba alba
Lineage: Eukaryota; Metazoa; Chordata; Aves; Passeriformes; Motacillidae
Gene: GLUL
Product: glutamate-ammonia ligase
Exons: 7
Coding region: 144-1265 (373 amino acids)
Cellular component (GO): cytoplasm
Molecular function (GO): glutamine synthetase activity
Source: RefSeq, a predicted model, not a curated record
GCGUGCAAUGUUUGCUCACAGCCAGGGCCAGCAGCUGCUGCCUGCCUGCCUUGGGAGGUUUCGUCAGCCUCCUGCAGCGCUCUGGGAGACACCGCUCGGCCACUGCUGCUUGCACAAGGAACCCCCUCGUCAGGACUGCAGCCAUGGCCACCUCAGCGAGCUCCCACCUGAGCAAGGCCAUCAAGCACAUGUACAUGAAACUGCCGCAGGGGGAGAAGGUGCAGGCCAUGUACAUCUGGAUCGACGGCACGGGGGAGCACCUCCGCUGCAAAACCCGCACGCUGGACCACGAGCCCAAGAGCCUGGAAGAUCUCCCUGAGUGGAAUUUCGAUGGCUCCAGCACCUACCAGUCCGAAGGCUCCAACAGUGACAUGUACCUGCGACCUGCUGCCAUGUUUCGGGACCCUUUCCGCAAGGACCCCAAUAAACUCGUUCUCUGUGAGGUCUUCAAAUACAACCGCCAGUCUGCAGAGUCAAAUCUCCGGCACACCUGCAGGAGGAUUAUGGACAUGGUGUCCAACCAGCACCCCUGGUUUGGGAUGGAGCAGGAAUACACUCUCCUGGGGACAGACGGACAUCCGUUUGGCUGGCCUUCCAAUGGCUUCCCUGGACCCCAAGGUCCGUAUUACUGUGGUGUAGGGGCAGACAAAGCCUAUGGCAGGGACAUUGUGGAGGCCCACUACCGAGCGUGCCUUUAUGCCGGCGUGAAAAUCGGAGGAACCAACGCAGAAGUGAUGCCAGCCCAGUGGGAGUUCCAGGUGGGACCAUGCGAGGGGAUUGAGAUGGGGGAUCACCUCUGGAUCGCGCGCUUCAUCCUGCACCGGGUGUGUGAGGACUUCGGGGUUGUGGUAUCCUUCGAUCCCAAACCCAUCCCUGGGAACUGGAACGGUGCUGGCUGCCACACCAACUUCAGCACCAAGAGCAUGAGGGAAGAAGGAGGUCUCAAGCACAUCGAGGAGGCCAUCGAGAAGCUGAGCAAGCGCCACCAGUACCACAUCCGUGCCUACGACCCCAAGGGGGGGCUGGACAAUGCCAGGCGCCUGACGGGCUUCCACGAGACAUCCAACAUCAACGAGUUCUCGGCCGGCGUGGCUAACCGCGGUGCCAGCAUCCGCAUCCCGCGCAACGUGGGCCAUGAGAAGAAGGGCUACUUCGAGGACCGCCGGCCCUCGGCCAACUGCGACCCCUAUGCCGUGACAGAGGCGCUGGUCCGCACGUGUCUCCUCAACGAAACUGGGGACGAGCCUUUUGAGUACAAGAACUAAGCAGACUGCGCCCCACGGCCGCCGCCGCCGCCUCCCCCCGCGCUCCCCGCGCCCCUAAAGUUCCCUUCUAGCUGUAAUCCCGAGGGUACAAGAUAACAUGUUCCGUGUCUCAGUAACUCUUGUUGUCUUGAGGUGGGGAGGAGGGCAAGUUUAGUUUUAUCUGUGUCUGUCACUGACUCUUCGGAAGACGAGAGGAGGACGGGGUGUUAGAGAACUUUUAACCACUGUUUUAAUUUUUUUGUCUAAUUCAUGUGUACAUCCGAUGGAAUCCAGUGGCUUCCAGGGACAGACUGCACACGCAGAAAGCGUGUAGGAGAGGAGAAAGCUUAAAACAUAGCCAGAUUUGGGGGCCAGCCCCGCUGCUGGCUCUCUGCAGACUGAUGGCUGUCUGAGGUUGGAGCCUCUCUGUGGAGAAGGGAAGAUGGGAGCUGUGGUGAUGGGAGCUGUGUGUGUGCUCCUGCCUGUGUGGGGACGUGACGGGGACAUCGUCGCCCUCCGGCCACUCUGAGGUUUCUGGGAAUCUUCUGGCAUUGAGGAGAACUGGUUCUGCCACUGGAAGUCAACCCAUCUCUGGCUCAUAACACAGAGUGAAGUAGUAUUUUUCUAUUUAAAUAUAAAAACAGAAAAAAAAUUAUAUAUGAAAGUGUUUUUUUUCUUGGAAGAGAUGACGUUCCAACGCCUCAUCCAGCCGGAGUGGGCAGAGCUCUUGCGGAUGCAGUCGGAUGCAGGUGGGACUGAGGGUGAGCUCAGAGGGAGACUGGGAUGAGAUUUGUUCCAGCAUGGAGUGGAGCUUGCAGGAGACGGUUCCCAGAGCAGGAAGCCUGCAGAAGCAUUUGUUACUGUAAUGGGAGGAAGGUGUCCUGAACCAAGAGUUGACUGGUCGACAGCAUUCUGGACAGAGCUGUGGCUGUGUCACCUGUCCAGCAGGGCUAGCAUGUCACUAAAGCAGGGCUUUGGAUAAAGGUUAAAAACAAACAAAAAACAAAACAAAAAAAAACCACAACUAAAAAAAAAAAAAGAAGUUUUAAUUUUUUUUUCAUAAUGUUCUUAGUUUCUCCGACUGAGUGGUUUUACAGAGGCCACUGUUGUGUCCUGGCUCUCUCGGGCUGCCUGCCAUCCAGCUAGGAUGACGGGGGCUAGGAGAAGGGAAGGGAGAGGCCACCUGUCCCACCCAGCCAGCCCUGGCACUCCAGCUGCUGCUGGGGGUUUCAGAGAUUCUGGGAUUUUACACAUGGGUAUCUUAGAUGGUGCCAGUUAUACUCCAUUGCAUUUGGACUUCUUCCAAAUAGGUUUUUUGGGUGUUGUUUUUUUUUUUUUUUUUUGGUAAUAAAAAAAGAAAAAAAGAACACAACCUUCAA